Dreissena polymorpha is the source of this 1042-nucleotide messenger RNA. RefSeq lists its product as uncharacterized. Bases 38 to 1042 code for a protein of 334 amino acids. The record is from RefSeq and is a predicted model, not a curated record. The transcript has 4 exons. Lineage: Eukaryota; Metazoa; Mollusca; Bivalvia; Myida; Dreissenidae. Gene Ontology annotation, biological process: cell-cell adhesion. Gene Ontology annotation, cellular component: cell-cell junction. Gene Ontology annotation, molecular function: cell adhesion molecule binding.
AACAAGACAAACAUAAUACUGUUUAUUAAAUCUGAUAAUGGCGUAUGCGAGAUUUCUUGUGCAGGGAUGUAUUGAAUUGGUGAUCAUAAUCGCAAUAUGUCCAAAAGAUGGAAUUUUCUACGAGAAAAUAGCCAGUACUAACGACACAAAUGUGGAUCUCGUCUUCGAAUUCAACAAGCCUAGACAUAUUUUCAGAUAUUAUAAUGUUUAUAAAAACUCGGCACGCAUUGGAAGAUGUAUGGACAACGAUGCAUUUAUUGAAUUACCUAAUUGCUACACAUCUGAUUCGGCGAAAUUUAAGCUCUCUGCGAAUGUUAGCAUCAUGGUUGUGUUGACUCUCGGAAUACUAUUUUUCAAUGAGUCAAUGACAGGAAAUUACAGUUGUACAGAUAGUUACAAAGAUCAAGAACAAACAAUCAUCAUGAGCACUCCUGUGAACCUGACAUCAGUGUUACUGACUCCAAACGCCCAAACAUUUCCAAAAUACAACGAACCCUCCAUUUACACGUGCAUCACAUCGACCACCAAACCUGGUGCAGCGAUACAUUGGUUUGAGGACGUACACAACAUCACCGACAUGUCGAUUUCUACAUAUGACUCUUAUAUUUCGACAAGUGUCCUUAGAUACCUACCAAUGGUCAAGCGUGAAACGAACGUUUCCUGCGUUGCAAUGUACAAGUACCGAGAACACGACAUAUCUAUUACGAAGUCAACAAAAGUCUGUGUACAAUUUCCCGUUUCCACUCCAACUGUGUCUAUUAACGACGUGAAUGUAUCCGGUACAAUCACAGUGCUAGAGGGGGAAAUGGUGCGAUUUAUAUGCUUCUCUGAUGGGUUUCCUACGCCUUCGUAUAACUGGAAUUUUAAAGGGCACAUAACAGACGGUCAGAUACUGGAAUUGAAAAUCAAACGAACGGAAAAUGGAAGUGCACUGAGGUGCUCAGUGUCUAAUGUAUUGUUGACGAUAAAUGGAAGCAGAACUGCCACGUCAUAUACGCAUUGGGUGGAACUAAUUCUACAAGUAUUGUGUAAGGCAGUGUAA